UGAGAUAAGGUAGGAUAUAAUUAUAAUGGUAACAAUGACAUUAACCUUCAUUAUCAUUCUUUAAUUUAAUAAAUACAAUUAUAAUGAAGAAAGAAUAAUGAAUCAGGCAUUUGAGAAGUCUACUCUGCUUUAAACGAUGUAAGUUGCUUUGGAUAAAAGCGUCUGCUAAAUGCCCUAAUAGUGUAUUGCAAUGUGUGUCAGACUGAAAUUCCUAAACAAUUUGUCGGUUCUAGCUAUGUUGUAAAAUUUACGAGACAUUUUACCAUAUAAUCAUUGUUACCAUAUAAUUAUAAUAAUAUGAAUGAACGAAUAAUAACGAAUCAACCAGUUGAGAACUCAACUCUGUGUAUAUGGCGAUGUGUGUUCGAACCAACAACACACAUUUAUGGUAUUUUGUUUUAUUGUAUACUAUCUUGAAAUUGUAUUGAUUUGUUUAACUCAAGAACACUUUUACACACAUUGUUCAUUCAUGGAGCUCUCCACACCCUCGCAUUAACAAUGACCUAGACUUGGUGACAGUUGCCACAAACAAACAAAACGAGCAAACAAUGUUUCCUAGCCAAUAUAAACUAUAGAGCUAGUCCUAAAUCCGGUUAUGGUAGACUCUCUCUUUGGACUCUUAAUUGAAUGGACUUUUCUUGGGACUACUCAAGCAAUAGUUUGGAGAAUAAACAUGGAGUAAGAGGGACUGUUCCAAAUUGUCUUCUUGACAACUUGACACCUUGAAAACAAGUGUGGAGAAGGAUGGCCCUUCUCUGUGCGGACUGUAGCAUGGUGUUCAGCUCUGGGAGCCUGCUGCAGAGACAUCAGAUCCAGCUCUGUGUGGGGAAGGCUGCAGGAGACCCCAUAGCAGCACGCAAGGAGCCUGAAACUCAGGCCGCAGACCGUGGAAUAGGUGUUGAGUCUCGGAGAACAACGACCCCAGAGCUCAUCAAGAUGAGAAGUCAAAAAUCUUGCCAACAGAAGAGAAACAAUAACCAGGGAAUCGUUGAUGCCGCACCCAAUGCCGACCGAGUAGAAGAAGAGAAGAGACCUAGAAGACAAGAGAACCAUCCCCUGAAAACCCUUUCAGACGAGGUUCCAGGAGGUCGGGCCGGUCAGGACACCAGACUCAGGUUAAUGGAGGAGAGGACCAAGCUGCAUAAGACCCGGCUGGCCCAGAUACACGAUCACAACCAGCAGCUGCAGCGCCAGAGAGAAGAGCUCUUCCAACAGAUGGGUGCCCUUUCAGGGCAGACCACUGCCAGUCACCUGGAGAAUCUGCUGGUUCAGCAAAAGGACAAAGAAGACAGGAGCGAAGAAAUACUCCGACAACUGACCCGGCGCCUCGACACACUGCAGGUUGAAUCGAUAGCCACCAACCAGCCUGGUCCCGAUCGAAAUAGGGCCCAUUCCCUUAACUUUGACCUGUUAAGAUCUUCUACAGACGGACCUCUUUCUUCCCAGAUAAGGGAGAUGCAGGCGGCCUAUGUGCAGUCUGGGGGGUCGGACCCGGGCCUUCUGGCCCAGAUGAUGGACCUCCAGCGAGAGGCCCAGCGGUUGGAGCAGGCCCCCCUUGAGGCCGAGGCCAAGGGGAGGAGGAAGAAGGUCAGGCCCUAUCGCCGGGGUCCGAACCGGGAGCUGCUGGCCCUGGAGGCCGAGAACCGGAGGCUGGAGCACGAGAUCCUUCAGAUCCAAACAGUCCGGCCCUAUGGAGACCAAGGCUCCUCCUCUCUCUCUCUGGUGGAGGCGGAGCUUCAGCAGGAACAGCUCUACUGCAUGGUGGACAUCAAGGCAGAGAUGGAGGCUCUUCGCCUGGAGAUCAGAGAGAGGAGCAAGGGCGUGGCCAGGACGUGCAGACAGGCCCCUCCACCCCCACCUCCAUCACAGCGCCCACCUCCUCCGGUUUACCCCGCCCAGCAGGCACCAAACCCCCUGGUGAGGUGGACGCGCUCCGUAGACGAAGGAUAUGACUCCGCCCCCGGGGACGUUCCGCGGAUGGACCGCCGUGACCCGCGGGUGGAGUUAGUCCUUUUCUACGACAUGGUGGUUGGUAUUGAUGCGAGGCUGAGCAUGCUUCGUCUGGUGUCGUCUCUCUACCUGGGGGAGCAGCAGAUGGGGCUGCCGGCCCCCCUGCCCUGUGUCCUGUGUCAACCGGGGGUAGAAAUGCCCUUUUCCCAACAACUGCCCCCAGGAGUCUACGCCCCCCUGCUGGUCAAACAGCCGGUACCCAGGAAAGUACACUUGUCAUUAGUUCAGCGGACUGUACUUUAAAUGUUAAUACUUUUCGUAUUAGAGAUGUUCUAUUUUUGUGCAUUAUUUUACCUGAAGUAAAACCUUUUUACUCCUGGUUGAAUUAAAAUAAAUGAUAUAUAAUGCAUAGAUUGAAAUAUAAUAAUUACAAUCAAUGGGCAUCUUGGCCAAAAAAGGGAAUGAGCGUUAGUGAUCUUUAGCAUGGGUUCCACUCUAGGAUUGAACAUUGGCACACAAUAGCAAAUUAAAACAUGAGUUUAUAGAUUUAUUCUCCUACUUUUCAGAUUUAUCUAUGUUUAAGGUGGUUUGCUGUCGUACUUCCCAUCCUGUGAGAACCUGUACGGACUCUCUCCUCCUCUGUUCCAGACUCUGCCCGUACCCCGGCCUCUGCCUGGUGAUGGAGGUCCACGGGCCAGGGGCGCGCCACGGUCCCAGGAGGCAGGAGAUGAUGUCUCUGGGCUGGGCACGGCUGGAGCUCUUUGACCUAAACAGCCAGCUCCACAGGGGCUAUUGGAAGGUUCCGGUUCGCAGCCUUCCAGUUACACCGGCCAAACAUCAAGUCGACCUCGACUCUGUGCCACAGGUGGGCCAUAUGGAGAUACUGUUGCGUGUGGCCGGACCUGAAGGAGAUGCACCAGUUCAGCCUGGUUCCAGUGCUCCGGGGCAAUAUGAACAUCCCAUAGUGGUUUCUUCUCAUGCAGUACCUGUACCAGUCUCAGUAACGUCUUCAACAACGUCAUUGUUAAGCCAUGAGUUCCCCAUAACAGCCAAUCAAAGCUUCUCCGGUCCAAUUGACCAAAACGAGGAAGCCAACCAGAGUUCAGAGGAAGUGGACGACCAAAUAGGUACCGAGACUGUGGACAUUUUGGGGCUUGAAAUUAAAUAAACACUGUUUGCGUAGGAUCAAUAGGACUUCAUUGGUGUUCUACAUGGUUUGAUUAGGUCAUUAGGAUUAUCUAAAUACUGCUGAAAGGCCAUGUGGCUUGUAUUAUCUCUCUCUACAUAUAUAUAUUCUAUGUUUGUUCUAAUUUCCCUUUGUUUGCAAGAUUAUUUUAUUUAUUAUAAAAUAUGAAUUAUUAUUAACCCA
This is a messenger RNA of Gadus morhua (Atlantic cod), 3319 nucleotides long. It is a transcript of the gene ccdc17, whose product is annotated as coiled-coil domain containing 17. The transcript is spliced from 13 exons. NCBI's taxonomy places the organism in Eukaryota, Metazoa, Chordata, Actinopteri, Gadiformes, Gadidae. Bases 745 to 2253 code for a protein of 502 amino acids. The record is from RefSeq and is a predicted model, not a curated record.